Molecule: messenger RNA, 1268 nt
Organism: Tarenaya hassleriana
Lineage: Eukaryota; Viridiplantae; Streptophyta; Magnoliopsida; Brassicales; Cleomaceae
Exons: 2
Coding region: 110-811 (233 amino acids)
Source: RefSeq, a predicted model, not a curated record
UAUACAUACACAAAGGAGUAUAUGUAAAGGAGGAGGCAUUUCGCUCCUCCACCGUCCUUCUCCUCUAACAUGCUCCAUCUCCUCCUCCACCGCCGCCGCCGCAACCAGCAUGCCCACCGCGAGAUCCGCCGUUAACCACCACAAUAAUCACCAUCACCACCGUCACAACCAUCAUAGCUCCUCCUCCCUCCUCCUCUGCAAGCACUCUCCCUCUGCGACCCUCGACCUCCUCAUCCUCGUCCUCGUCCUCUUCUCCGGCGCUUUCCUCCUCUCCUCAUACUUCUCCUACCUCUUCCACUCCUUCUCUCUCCUCUCCUCUCAUUUCCCUUCCCUCUCUCUCUCCUCCCUCGCCCCCUUGAUCUUCUCCGAUCACGACAACGACGACGAUCCCGCAGGAAUCUCACCGGCUUCGUACUUAUUCGCCUUUGCCGUGUUCUUCGCGGCAUCGAUUGCGUUCGUUGAUCUCUGCUGCGGGCCCAGAUCGAGGAAAUGCCAGAACCCUAAGUGCAAGGGGUUGAAGAAGGCGAUGGAGUUCGAUUUGCAGCUCCAGACGGAGGAAUGCGUCAAAUCGGGAGCGGCCAAGGAGAUUGAUCGGUUGCCUUGGAAAGGAGGCAACGAAAACAAUCCCGAUUACGAGUGUUUGAGAGCUGAGCUGCGGAAGAUGGCUCCUCCCAACGGCCGUGCCAUCUUGCUUUUCCGGUCCCGGUGCGGUUGUCCCGUCGCCAAGCUCGAGGGCUGGGGACCUAAGCGAGGCCGACGUCAUAAAAAAUCUUCUGGGAACUUGGCUCUGAAAGGAGGUGACAAUCGCUGAUGAUCCCGGGACAAACUACGAGAGCUACACUUCAGUCAGUUAUUUCGACGCCCUUCCCCCUUUUUGUUUUUCCCGGGAUACAUUCAUCAAGGUUGCAGAGUUCAUCCUGGAACUGGAAAACCUGUAAGCAUCGUUUCCUUCUUUCUUUUCACUUUCUCUCUCAGAUACGCUCCAUGUUCACUUACACCCUGAACACUUCCUCUCUGUGGAACUAUAUAUAUAUAUAUAUAUACCAAGAAAAAUCUGAAUGCAAAUAAUUAAUUAUAUUUUUCAUAGCUUAAUAUAUUAGCCAAAAAAAAGAAAAAAAAGAGGCUUCACUGUCAUAAUAAGAUAGAGCCUUGUCUAUGUAAAGAACCAGAGUCACCAGACAACAGAAGUAAGAAAAGGUCUUUGGUUCUACUUCGGCAGCUUCGGCCUAAUUUGCAGUUACCCAUCCCAUUGGGUCCUAUUUCUUCAA